Messenger RNA from Callorhinchus milii (elephant shark), 3780 nucleotides. RefSeq names its product nedd4 binding protein 1 (gene n4bp1). Gene Ontology annotation, biological process: negative regulation of proteasomal ubiquitin-dependent protein catabolic process; negative regulation of protein ubiquitination. The coding region runs from base 1 to 2667 and encodes 888 amino acids. Gene Ontology annotation, cellular component: nucleus; PML body. Gene Ontology annotation, molecular function: RNA binding. Lineage: Eukaryota; Metazoa; Chordata; Chondrichthyes; Chimaeriformes; Callorhinchidae. The record is from RefSeq and is a predicted model, not a curated record. The transcript has 7 exons.
AUGGCCGGCGUGGCGGCGCGGGGCAGCCUCGGGCUGCGGCCCGGGCCCGGGCCUGGGCCCGCAGCCGAGGCGGGCGCUGUGCCGAGGCGAGUGGCGGGGCCUCCUGGCGGCGGCCAGGCCCAGGCCCAGGCCCCGGCUCCGGCCCCGGCCCAGGCCGAGGAGAUCAACGACGAGUUCACGGCGCCCAAAGCGAAGCAGCUUCACCUGGAGCGCAACAAGGCGGCCAUCGAGGAGCUGUUCCGGGUGACGAUGAGCACCUCGUCCCCGAAGUCGGUCCUCCAUUUCCUGGCCGACUCCCCGGGCUCCGCGCAGAUCUGGGUCCAGCUGAGGGGACGGCGGGAACGUGUACAAAAGGCGAAGGAAUAUAUUAAGGGUAUCUGCAAUCCUGAAUUUCGAACAGUUGAGAAUUAUCCAAAGGACAUGCACUGCAUUUUUGCUGGAGCUAAAGGAUUGUUUCGGAAUUUUCUAGUUAAGUAUACCUGUGCCGAUAUUUCCCUAGAAGAUAUUGGAGUAAUUGCCAUUGCUGGAAAUAUGGAAGCUGUUAUCAUGGCUAAGACUCGAAUACAGCAGUUUGCAAAGCUCUUUAAGGAUAAUCAAAGCUUAUCAAGUAAAAAGGAAUCUUCCAUUAAGAGGAAAUUCAAGCAGUUUGUGGAAGUGCAUGCUGAUAAAUAUACAAUGGAUUUGCUGCUCUUACCUAGCUCUGUCAAAGAGGAACUUAUGAAUCUUGCUCAGGAUGCACAUCAUCUUGAAGGUAAUAUUGAAUUUGAAGAUCUUACGUUGGAGUUCGAAGACUCUUCUCAGAAUCCAUGUUCCGAAAUAAAAGGUAAAGAUCUGGCUUUAUUUGAAGAGGCCAGAAAACAGGCUGGCACCCCUGUAUCAGACCUUGCACAGCGAAUGGAUUCAAUGCUUACACCUGAUUCCAAAAAUGCAUUUGGUUCAGAAACAGAGCAAACAUUUUGCAGGGAAUUCGACACUGGAAAGGAGAGAUUACCAUGUAAAAGAAGAUCAUCUGGCAGUGAGGACCGGCAUACAAAGCGACAGUUUUCAGGGGAGGUUAAUGACUUUGUAUAUAAGCCUCCUACCCAACUGACUUCGAAUGAGUUGGUCACUGAUUGUGAUGAAACGUAUGACAUUCCAAUAAAGUGGGGUCAAGAUGGCCAAAGUGAAGAAGAUAUAAUCCCUACUACUCCAGAAAAGGAGUUCAACAUGCUUGUAGAUUUUUUCAGGACUAUGGGUUAUUCUACUGACAUUAUAAAGAAAGUUAUAAAUGAAAUGGGACAGACUGAGGAGCCGAUGUUAUUACUUAAACAAAUUGUUGAAGAAAGUAAUACUUUGGAGACCUACCAAGAUGAUGCCAUCUAUCAGAAAUCACAUCCGGGUAGCUCUCGUAUUCCAGCUCCGAGAAUUCCAGAUAGUGCACACAUGGAGAAAUCGCAAGAUUUUGCCACCCAAAUUGAUGAGGAUAAAGUGAAUAAACCAGACAUAAUUCCAAAAGUUGGUCAUUCUCCAGAUCAAAGGAAAAAUGAGAUGCUUAAAGAAAACUGUCUUCCUCUCGGAGUCCUGGCCAGUUCGUCUCAAAACAACAGCAUUUCCAAACUACCUUCAGAGAAGUCUGACACUGUUAGACUCGUAAACAAUAGACUCCAAAAUGAUAUUCAAAAUAGUCAGCCAGCCAUGAAUUUCUUCAGUUUUGAAAAAUUGCUUAAUGAGCAAGGGCCAAGAAAUGAAAGUGAGAUUGUAGCGAGAGGAAGCUCUGAACAGAUGCAAAUAAGUUAUUAUCCAAACAUGAUGCCUUUUCAACAGCCUGCUAUAUCUUCUUCCAGUCAGCAAAAAGGCAGUUUGGUGACUGGAGUCCAGCGGUUCAAUAAUUUACUGAAAACCCCUUACAAACUUACUCUAACAAGUGAUGCUGGAAAGACAGAUUUAAAACACAUUAUAAUUGACGGGAGCAAUGUUGCAAUGGCACAUGGAAUGAAAAAAUUAUUUUCCUGUCGUGGUAUUGCUAUUGCAGUUGAAUACUUUUGGAACCGUGGUCACAGGAACAUUACUGUAUUUGUGCCACAGUGGAGAACCAAGCGUGAUCCCAAAAUCACAGAACAACAUUUCUUAACUGAGCUUGAAGAUCUGGGCGUACUUUCUCUCACACCGGCUAGAACUGUGUGUGGAGUAAGAAUUGCAUCUCAUGAUGACAGGUUUCUGUUGCAUCUUGCUGAGAAAACUGAAGGGAUCAUUGUCACAAAUGACAACUUAAAAGAAUUUGUUUCUGAAUCGCCAACUUGGAGAGCAAUAAUUAAAGACAGGUUACUACAGUAUACGUUUGUCGGAGACAUAUUCAUGAUACCAGAUGAUCCUCUUGGAAGAAAUGGACCCGGGCUGGAUGUUUUUCUGUAUCAGAAUCCUUACAGGCCUCAGCCCAAGAAACUAAUCGCAAUACAUGGUCAAAAUCUUCCUUUUGGCAUUAAGCAACCUGAUAACUGGGUAUCUCAAAACAGACCUCCUCCGCUGCCUCCAUUCCGUUCCGUAGAAGAAACUGAAAGACUGAAGGAAGAGUUAUUGAAGAUAUUUCCUGAUUUCAAACAAAGGCAGAAAAUUGAUCAGAUCCUCAGAGCACACCCAUAUAUGAGGGACCUUAAUGCACUUUCUGCAAUGGUGCUGGAUCAAGAAUAAGUUUGCAAGUAAUCGGUGCAGUAUUGACAUGGUAAAAUGCAGACUUGUGAGUCGUACAAAAGAAAAUGUGACCGCAGAUCAGUUGAACAGUCAUAAGGCUCUUCACACCCACCAAGCUGUUGCUUUUACCAGCAGUCACAUUUUGGAAGUUUUCAGCUGGGCUGAUGACUAGAGCAUUUCCACUGGACAGAAUAAAAAUGUCACCUGUGUCUUAAUGAUACUUGCUUUCAGCUUAUUUUGUGCCAUUACCUACCUACCACUGUUGUUCUUUUGCUUCAAAAGGUUUUUCCUGUGUUUGGUAGUCAUUCUCUUGCAGGAAAGCAAAUGAGUAAGAACAUCUGAUCCAGCCAUGAAAAUGUUUGUGUUUCUCCUCUUAUUAACAUUUUAAAUAUUAUGUUUUUUUAAUGUACAGAAUUUGAAAGUGUUGUAACUUUUUGGGGUAAAAGAAAGUUUUGGAAAAAGAUCCUUGAUAACUUUUUUUGGAUAACUUUUCAAUUGAAGGCUCGGAAAGGAUUAAGCAAUGAUAAAUCAGCAUUGUAUUUUACACUUCAUUUACAGGUGAUGGACCAACUAUCAACCUGUAUCUAAGAAAAAUGUAAAUAGUACAAAAACUAAAAUUAUAUUUUUGCUCAUUUGCUUCCAAAAAGUUUUUAAAUAGGCCAGCUAUAGGAUUAACAUAUUUUCUGUUAUGAUUAUCUGUAAACAUCAAAUUAGUUGUAAAAUUGUGCACAUUGAACAAAGCCUCUCAAAACUUAAGAAUUCUUAAGUUGGGUUAACAUUUUCAGUUUAAUACGUUUUAAGUUAUUGCAUGAUUAUUCGUUUACUAUUAUUUAUAUUCCAAAAUCAACGAAAUUUCAUGUAUCUUAUGGUGACCAUUGCCAGAACUGAUUUCUUUCUUGGUUUAAGGUUUAAAUAAAACUUUCUCUGCCCUUCGCAAAAUUCAGGAUUUGUAAUGUUAUUGAAGAUCAAUCCAGAAUUGUAUAUAUAAGAUAGUUACAUUUUAGCUUCUGUACUACUGAAUUAAAUUGUUUUGAGGCCAUAAUUCACUCUACAGUUGUAUCAAUGUUCACCAAAACUUUAAAGGUGCCUUGAUUAUAAAUAAUUUACUUCAAA